UAUAGCGGGCGCACGGGAGGUGGGGUAAUCUGGGGUUUCAACUGUGAAGCUGAAAGUAAGGGAGAACGAGGGUUGUUCCUGCGGGACAUUGAAUGGCGGGACCCUGACGCGGGUAGUGGGACACGAUGCUAUACCAUACAGAUCAAUCACCCAGGGGUCGCCCAGAAUAAGAUGCUCACUGCUAAGGUUUUCCUGUAUGUGGGACAAGGACGCAUAGUUGGUGCAGUAUUCCCCUAUCGGCUGGAUCUUGCACGAAUGGAGUGUCCACGGGUAAUGUGGAUGCAUGUCCUGCGGACUUCGGACCUGGCAUUGGAGACCUUCUUGCGCCAUCUUAAGUAGAUACCGCACCGCCCAGUCGACUUUGCCCUCCGUCAUCGUAAUCACUAACGAAGUGCGCGAAAACAUCACCAUCAUGCCAGAGUGGACGCAUCUAAUCAGGUUCCUCGCUGUCGAGGACGACCAAGUCCACUUAGGUCAGUUGGUGGACACAACACGCGAUGCUGGUUUAGACAGUGUUGACGGCACCGAGAUCAAGGCAUAUUUGAUCAACGGGGACAUCUUCAAUGGCAAGGUGACCAAGCAUGUAUACACGGUAAAGAAGUUGCUCUCGCCGGUUUCUAAAGAGCAGUGCAGUUACAUUCGUUGUCUUGGUUUAAACUAUUUAGAUCAUGCCAAGGAGGCAAACCUUCAACUGCCAGCAGCUCCUAUCUUGUUCACUAAACCGCGCACGGCUCUUACAGACCCGUUCCCGGCCGCUAUCACUGUACCGAAGUGUGCGCAAGAUGAAACGAGCGAUUAUGAAGCCGAGUUGUGCGUCAUCAUUGGGCGAAGUGGUCGAGAUAUACCCGAAGAAGACGCCUUGAACUAUGUGCUGGGGUAUACGUCCUCGAACGACGUCUCUGCAAGGAACUUGCAAAUGAUCACUACGCAAUGGUCCUUCUCCAAAGGGCUUGAUAACAGUUGCCCGAUAGGCCCUGUUCUAGUAUCCCCAGCUGUGAUUCCCGACCCGCAAACGCUGAAGAUCAAGACCAUUUAUAAUGGAGAUACAGUACAAGAUGGACACACCGGAGAUAUGAUCUUCAAUAUCAAGAAGCAAAUCUCAUAUCUGUCUCAAGGUACGACUUUAGAGGCAGGCAGUAUUAUCCUGACAGGUACCCCCGCUGGCAUUGGCUUCUUCCGAAAGCCUCGUGUGUUCCUGCAAGAUGGCGGCGACGUGAGGGUUGAGAUUGAGAAAAUCGGUACUUUGGUAAACAAGGUUCGAUAUGAACAGUUCUAGACUAACUAGAUAGCAACUGCAAUCGACUUUCAAUGAACAGCUAAUGCAUAUAUUAUCAAGAGGAUGGGGCCUCUAUAGGAACGGAAUCACUCCGCUUGGAACAACCUCACUAGUUCCAUCCGCCUUUGAAGUCUUUCUUUUUGCUCGUCUACAUAGUAGAGCUGUCUCGACAAGCUGAAUGAAGCCCAAGCUCCAAUCGACCAUAGUUAUUUCCCACCCAGAUUCAGUGAAGU
Molecule: messenger RNA, 1509 nt
Organism: Truncatella angustata
Lineage: Eukaryota; Fungi; Ascomycota; Sordariomycetes; Amphisphaeriales; Sporocadaceae
Product: 5-carboxymethyl-2-hydroxymuconate isomerase
Exons: 4
Coding region: 284-1276 (330 amino acids)
Molecular function (GO): catalytic activity
Source: RefSeq, a predicted model, not a curated record